This is a messenger RNA of Closterium sp. Naga37s-1, 630 nucleotides long. The record is from the annotation of a GenBank genome assembly. Lineage: Eukaryota; Viridiplantae; Streptophyta; Zygnematophyceae; Desmidiales; Closteriaceae.
AUGGGCCUAGGGUUGGGCGUCAUGGGCCUAGGGGGGGUGCGCGAUGGGGCAGGCAAGGCCAGUGCUACGGGGCAGCCCGACCGUGCAGCGCGAUGGGGCAAGCGGCUGGGCAAUGCGACGGGGCAGGCGAUAGGCCGGAGCGAUGGGGAAGGCGAUGGGCCAGCGCUACGCGGCAGGCGACGGGGCAGCGCGGCGGGGUUGAGCGACGGGGCAUGGGAUGGGGCAGUGCGACGGGGUAGGGGAUGGGGCAACGCGAUAGGGCUGGGGAUGGGGCAGUGUGACGGGGCAGGGGAUGGGGCAGCGCGACGAGGCGAGCGCGGUGGGGACGGCUUACCGGACUUACCUGAGAAGGAAGCCUCUGACAAGGGGAACCUUGCUCCCGGAUCUGCGUCGGGUGGUGUGAAUGGUCCGUUUGAAGACCUCCUGGACCUGCAGCAUAACACGGAUCAGGGAGCGGGAUCCGGCGUUGAUAAGGCUGAAGACGUGGAAGGUGUUGUCGACGCUACAGCGAAGGCCUCGAAGGAUGCUGCUGGUGUCGACGAAGCUGAGGAAGUUGAUGCUGGUGGCGACGUGCAUGAAGAUGCUGACGCGCAGUCAGCCAUGGCUCCUGAUGAUGAAGAUGACAGCUAG